AUGGCUGCGCCGGUGAAGGCACAUCCAAUACCGCCGCCCCGUGGCAACGGCCUCGAGCGGGAGGCUGUCCAGACUGCCUGGAAGGCGAAGGAGCUUCAGCGCGAGGCCGGCAAAGUCGAGGCCAGGGGUGCGGAGCGGUUGGUGCUGGCACAAGAGCGCUACCAAGCCUUCCGUGCCCAGCAGCAGAAGGCACGAGAGGCUGCAGCAGAAGCGCUGCGCCGCGACAUAUCCCGCGCCCAGGAGCACCUGUGGAGAACGCAGCUGAACACCGAAGAGUCCUUGCAAGACCUAGACACGCAGCGCCAGAGCUGGGAGGAGGAGGAGAAAGACUCCAAGGUGGCACGUCAGAAAGCACAGCAACGCGUUUACACCGCGCGCGAGAACGUAGAUGCAUAUGCGGCCCAAGCAGAUGCCGAGGCCGAUGCAGCUGCCCAAGCAGCCGAGCAGGCAGAAGUCUUCUGGCCAGCAGAUGCCAGUAAAGACGUCACCUGUGCUUACUGCGAUGGUCGCGUCCUCGAAAGGCUCGUGUUCGUCGCGGAAAGCCCGGAUGGCCAACGGGACCUGAUUUGUCAACGGUGUUCGCAGGUGCAGCCAGGGCAGCUUAUCUCCUCGAAGCCGGGCCGAGGAGGUGUGGGGUGGUUGAGAUUCGACGGCGAGGAGCGGCCUCCCUACCGGCCAUGCCCGAUGGAAGUCGAGGAGCAGCUGCAGCUCUGCGCCAGACUCCUGCAGUCUCUGCAGCCUCAGAGAAGGCCUUCCCUCCUACGGCGGCCCUCAGCGGAAAGCCGUUCGAAACCUGCCCUGAGUCUCUUCAAGGUCUCCUUCGAAGGCGUGCGCAAAGUCGUCGAAGCCGAGGCAUUGAGCCAAAAAGAGGCAAAAACGGAACUUUUCUGGAGCUCCGAACGGCUGCAGAGCCUCGUCUGUGCCAGCUGCGACAGUCUAUGCAGGGCAGACAAGGGCUUCGUAGUCGAGUCCUACGAUGGACGUAUGGACAUGAUUUGUCCCUCUUGUUCCAGCGACUGGCCUCGUCAUCUCCUUUCUUCAGUCCCAGGAGUUGGUGCUGGCUGGCUGAAGCUUCGGCACGAGCAAACGCCGGGGCUCCACCGCGCAGUUCCCGAUGCUGACACCGAAGAUGCUGUGACCGUGACAGAAACGGAAACUGAAGACGAGACGGAACCCGAGAACGAGAGCACCGAGGAGUCGGUUUCGCUCUUGUGGGAGGUCGAGGGCUCAAAGGCCGCGGCGAAGGCAGCAGUGGCUGCACACCGAGACGAUCGAAGCAGAUUCCAGGACCACACCAGCAAGGAUCUGGCAGCCAAGAAGGAGCAGGCCGAGUCCUUCGUCGAAGAUGUCAUAGCCAAGACGAAGUCUUGCAUGCGUCAAAUGGAAACCGAGCGGCACCAUGCGGCCAUGCACGUGGACCUCGUGGCAGAGAGGCACCAGGCCACCAAAACAGAGGCUCAGGCCCGCAUGAAGCUGCAUGAGGAGAAGUCGAAGAAGCAAGUCAAGGAGCUUGAGCACAUGACGCACCAGCUUCGUCUUCGGAGCGAUGAGGCACUGGCUGAGAAAAUGGCAGGGACACAGCGGGAGCUGACGAGCGCAAAGGCCUUCUGUGCGCAGGUGCAGACGGACAUGGAAGAGGCCAUCCGUAGCACCAAGCUGGCGGCAAUGAAGAUCGAGGCAGAAGCGGCAGCAAACACCUUCGAAGAGCAGAGAAAGCUGCAAGACUUGGAGAACAAUGCUUUGCAAAGCUUCAAAGGAAGCCUUGAGGAAGCACAAGGCGCUUGGGACGAAACCGCUUCGCGGCGUAAAGCCCUGCAGGAGGAGCUUGAUGAGAUCCAUGCCCAGUACCAAAAGCUGCACGACGACACGCGAUCCAAGAUGACUUCGAUCAUGGCUCAGUGGAACGAGAGCCGUGAAGCCAUGGAGAAAUCCAUUGCUGACUUCGAGGUAAAGCGGAAGGACGCCUUCGAAGAGCUGGAAGUCGUCAUGCAGAGAACCAAGGAGAAACACCAGGUGCAAAAUCAGGCCAUACGGCAGAAUUGCGUCCACGCCGUGACUGAGAAUGACGCAGUCCCGGCUGUUGCCAACGGUGCUGCUGGCCGCCUCGUCAUGGCUCCUGAUCUCGCUCUUCGGACCUCCUUCCUGACGGGCACUUCUCCAGCGGGAUCUUCUCGCCAGAGCCGAACUGCCAUGCGAGGGUUCAAGGAUGACUUCUACGCAUGGAAGGAUUCUUUGAGCAAGGAUGAGCAGGCCCUGAUCCUGAAGCAGGCCCAGAACGAGUUCGACAAGAAGUUCCGCAAGAGCGACGAGUUCAGCCAGGACCUCCCUGAGGAGAAGAUCCAGUCCUUUGCCAAGGUCCUCAAGAAAUUCUUCGACAACGAAAAGGAUGACUACAAGAAGGACGCCGACCAGAGGACGCCCGACUACGAUGCGCUGAAGAACAAGGCGGCGCUGGUCUCCUACGACUUCGGCCUGAAGCGACGCAUCGUGGAGAUCGAUCGUGACGCCGACCGCCGCUGGAUGUACGCAUCGAUGACGGCUCGCGCGGAAGAGGCCGAGGGCAAGACCCCCUCGGACAGCGCCCCUUUCGAGGAUUUGUACAAGUUCUCCAAGGAGACCGCAGAGACCGUCCACAAGUUCCUCGCCGAGGCCAACAGCGCUUCCAGCGCCCCGGCCGGCCUGAAGAAAGAUAUCGAGAAAGUUCUUAAAGAGAACCCGCCCUCGGACGACUUCAAGGUGCGCUUCCCUCGCGUGCUGCACGAGCGCUUGGCCAAGAAGAUGGGCUCCUUGCAGAGGGAGAUCGAGGACUUCGCCGCGAACCACUCCGAGGCGGAGACCAAGGAGUUCAAGACCCGAACGGCGCCGGAGGAGCUCCUGAAGACCGCUGCCGAGGUCAUCAAGCCUUACUAUGAGGCCCGCGAGGCCAACGAGAAGAAGGUCCAGAAUCUCAAGGCCUUCUUCGGCUCCCAGAAGGACGCGCCCGGCAAGACGAAGGCGGACAUCGUCAAGGAGAUCUUCAAGGUGAUGCCGAAGUUUUCGGACACUCCGCUGCCGCCUUUGGACGAGGAGAUGCUGGCCGACCUGGCCAAGAUCCCUGCCAAACUCGAUGGCGAGUUCAAGCACAGCUGGGGUACCGCGGAGAAGCUCUACAAGUCCGAGGCCAUCGACUCCUUCGGCAACAAGUACCUCCUUGGUGUCUACGAGACCGUGAAGGAGGCCGAGAAGGCUUUCGACGAGUGGAACAAGGAGUACGAGCAAGCCGGUGCUGAUGUCCAGGAGUCCCUCAGUGGCUGGGCCAAGCAGCAGGAAGCAGCGCUUGCCGAAGACCAGGAUGAGGUGGACCGCCUCCGCAAGGCGCUCGAGGAGGGCGGGAACGGGCCCCGUCGGGCAGACAUUGUUGUGGCCGGGUUUGAAGCAAAGGGGUGCAAGGAAGAGUCGGAGAAGGUCGUUUUCGCUACGUACGAGGCCGCCGUGGAUGCUGCACGUGCGGAGGAGGCAGCUGCCGCUGCUGCGCUUGCAGAGGCGCAGAGAUGGAAGGAUCAAAUACCGGGCCUGGAAGGAGAGGCUGAUGCGGAGAUCGAAGCCUUUCUGGCCGAGGCGGCAGUGCAGGAGGAGCAGCUGCGACGGGACUCCGAAGCACAAGUGAACCUGUCGAAGCGGCUCACGCUAACAGCUCACGAAGAGGAGAAGGUCUACAUUGCUGAAACCUCUGCUGCCUGGGCUCGGGUGCGGAAGGCCUGUUAUCAGCUGCGCUUGGCGAGUCUACAUGACUUCGCGAAAGGCAUUGCUUCGGGCGGCUUCGACCAGAAGCUGAAAAUGGCCUUCCUGUUCCGUUUCAGUCAGAGGGAAGAAGACCUUCGCUCUGAAGCCUUCGUCCCUAGCUCUUCCUGUGGGAAGCAUGGGGAGAAAUGGUCAGGGAUGACGCAGUCUCGGCUUUUGCCAACGGUGCUGUUGGCCGCCUCAUCAUGGCUCCUGAUCUCGCUCUUCGGUUCCCAGCAGACGUCCUUCCUCACGGGCACUUCGCCAGCGACAUCCUCUCGUCAGAGCCGAACCGCCAUGCGAGGCUUCAAGGAUGACUUCUAUGCAUGGAAGGAUUCUUUGAGCAAGGAUGAGCAGGCCCUGAUCCUGAAGCAGGCCCAGAACGAGUUCGACAAGAAGUUCCGCAAGAGCGACGAGUUCAGCCAGGACCUCCCUGAGGAGAAGAUCCAGUCCUUUGCCAAGGUCCUCAAGAAGUUCUUCGACAACGAAAAGGACGACUACAAGAAGGACGCCGACCAGAGGACGCCCGACUACGAUGCGCUGAAGAACAAGGCGGCGCUGGUCUCCUACGACUUCGGCCUGAAGCGACGCAUCGUGGAGAUCGAUCGUGACGCCGACCGCCGCUGGAUGUACGCAUCGAUGACGGCUCGCGCAGAAGAGGCCGAGGGCAAGACCCCCUCGGACAGCGCCCCUUUCGAGGAUUUGUACAAGUUCUCCAAGGAGACCGCAGAGACCGUCCACAAGUUCCUCGCGGAGGCCAACAGCGCUUCCAGCGCUCCGGCCGGCCUGAAGAAAGAUAUCGAGAAGGUUCUUAAAGAGAACCCGCCCUCGGACGACUUCAAGGUGCGCUUCCCUCGCGUUCUGCACGAGCGCUUGGCCAAGAAGAUGGGCUCCUUGCAGAGGGAGAUCGAGGACUUCGCCGCGAACCACUCCGAGGCCGAGACCAAGGAGUUCAAGACCCGAACGGCGCCGGAGGAGCUCCUGAAGACCGCUGCCGAGGUCAUCAAGCCUUACUAUGAGGCCCGCGAGGCCAACGAGAAGAAGGUCCAGAACCUGAAAGCCUUCUUCCGUUCCCAGAAGGACGCGGACAUCGUCAAGGAGAUCUUCAAGGUGAUGCCGAAGUUUUCGGACACUCCGCUGCCGCCUUUGGACGAGGAGAUGCUGGCCGACCUGGCCAAGAUCCCUGCCAAACUCGAUGGCGAGUUCAAGCACAGCUGGGGUACCGCGGAGAAGCUUUACAAGUCCGAGGCCAUCGACUCCUUCGGCAACAAGUACCUCCUUGGUGUCUACGAGACCGUGAAGGAGGCCGAGAAGGCCUUCGACGAGUGGAACAAGGAGUACGAGCAGGCAGGGGCUGACGUGCAGGAGUCGCUGAGCGGGUGGGCCAAGCAGCAGGAGGCAGCGCUCGCCGAAGACCAGGACGAGGUGGACCGCCUCCGAAAGGCCCUCGAGGCUUGCUGUGAGAUUCUCUGGGCGUAUCACCAUCCGUCAAAUCAGGAAAGCGUUGCCCAAGUGCCCGGAAUGACGCAGUCCCGGCUGUUGCCAACGGUGCUGCUGGCCGCCUCGUCAUGGCUUCUGAUCUCGCUCUUCGGUUCCCAGCAGACCUCCUUCCUGACGGGCACUUCUCCAGCGACAUCUUCUCGCCAGAGCCGAACUGCCAUGCGAGGCUUCAAGGAUGACUUCUACGCAUGGAAGGAUUCUUUGAGCAAGGAUGAGCAGGCCCUGAUCCUGAAGCAGGCCCAGAACGAGUUCGACAAGAAGUUCCGCAAGAGCGACGAGUUCAGCCAGGACCUCCCUGAGGAGAAGAUCCAGUCCUUUGCCAAGGUCCUCAAGAAGUUCUUCGAUAACGAGAAGGAUGACUACAAGAAGGACGCCGACCAGAGGACGCCCGACUACGAUGCGCUGAAGAACAAGGCGGCGCUGGUCUCCUACGACUUCGGCCUGAAGCGACGCAUCGUGGAGAUCGAUCGUGACGCCGACCGCCGCUGGAUGUACGCAUCGAUGACGGCUCGCGCGGAAGAGGCCGAGGGCAAGACCCCCUCGGACAGCGCCCCUUUCGAGGAUUUGUACAAGUUCUCCAAGGAGACCGCAGAGACCGUCCACAAGUUCCUCGCCGAGGCCAACAGCGCUUCCAGCGCCCCGGCCGGCCUGAAGAAAGAUAUCGAGAAGGUUCUUAAAGAGAACCCGCCCGCGGACGACUUCAAGGUGCGCUUCCCUCGCGUUCUGCACGAGCGCUUGGCCAAGAAGAUGGGCUCCUUGCAGAGGGAGAUCGAGGACUUCGCCGCGAACCACUCCGAGGCCGAGACCAAGGAGUUCAAGACCCGAACGGCGCCGGAGGAGCUCCUGAAGACCGCUGCCGAGGUCAUCAAGCCUUACUAUGAGGCCCGCGAGGCCAACGAGAAGAAGGUCCAGAAUCUCAAGGCCUUCUUCCGCUCCCAGAAGGACGCGCCCGGCAAGACGAAGGCGGACAUCGUCAAGGAGAUCUUCAAGGUGAUGCCGAAGUUUUCGGACACUCCGCUGCCGCCUUUGGACGAGGAGAUGCUGGCCGACCUGGCCAAGAUCCCUGCCAAACUCGAUGGCGAGUUCAAGCACAGCUGGGGUACCGCGGAGAAGCUCUACAAGUCCGAGGCCAUCGACUCCUUCGGCAACAAGUACCUCCUUGGUGUCUACGAGACCGUGAAGGAGGCCGAGAAGGCCUUCGACGAGUGGAACAAGGAGUACGAGCAAGCCGGCGCUGAUGUCCAGGAGUCGCUCAGUGGCUGGGCCAAGCAGCAGGAGGCGGCUCUCGCCGAAGACCAGGACGAGGUGGACCGUCUCCGCAAGGCUCUUGAGGAGGCGCGAAUGACGCAGUCCCGGCUCUUGCCAACGGUGCUGCUGGCCGCCUCGUCGUGGCUCCUCAUCUCGCUCUUCGGUUCCCAGCAGACGUCCUUCCUGACGGGCACUUCUCCAGCGACAUCUUCUCGCCAGAGCCGAACUGCCAUGCGAGGGUUCAAGGAUGACUUCUAUGCAUGGAAGGAUUCUUUGAGCAAGGAUGAGCAGGCCCUGAUCCUGAAGCAGGCCCAGAACGAGUUCGACAAGAAGUUCCGCAAGAGCGACGAGUUCAGCCAGGACCUCCCCGAGGAGAAGAUCCAGUCCUUUGCCAAGGUCCUCAAGAAGUUCUUCGAUAACGAGAAGGAUGACUACAAGAAGGACGCCGACCAGAGGACGCCCGACUACGAUGCGCUGAAGAACAAGGCGGCGCUGGUCUCCUACGACUUCGGCCUGAAGCGACGCAUCGUGGAGAUCGAUCGUGACGCCGACCGCCGCUGGAUGUACGCAUCGAUGACGGCUCGCGCGGAAGAGGCCGAGGGCAAGACCCCCUCGGACAGCGCCCCUUUCGAGGAUUUGUACAAGUUCUCCAAGGAGACCGCAGAGACCGUCCACAAGUUCCUCGCCGAGGCCAACAGCGCUUCCAGCGCCCCGGCCGGCCUGAAGAAAGAUAUCGAGAAGGUUCUUAAAGAGAACCCGCCCUCGGACGACUUCAAGGUGCGCUUCCCUCGCGUGCUGCACGAGCGCUUGGCCAAGAAGAUGGGCUCCUUGCAGAGGGACCCCGAGAUCGAGGACUUCGCCGCGAACCACUCCGAGGCCGAGACCAAGGAGUUCAAGACCCGAACGGCGCCGGAGGAGCUCCUGAAGACCGCUGCCGAGGUCAUCAAGCCUUACUAUGAGGCCCGCGAGGCCAACGAGAAGAAGGUCCAGAACCUGAAAGCCUUCUUCCGCUCCCAGAAGGACGCGGACAUCGUCAAGGAGAUCUUCAAGGUGAUGCCGAAGUUUUCGGACACUCCGCUGCCGCCUUUGGACGAGGAGAUGCUGGCCGACCUGGCCAAGAUCCCUGCCAAACUCGAUGGCGAGUUCAAGCACAGCUGGGGUACCGCGGAGAAGCUUUACAAGUCCGAGGCCAUCGACUCCUUCGGCAACAAGUACCUCCUUGGUGUCUACGAGACCGUGAAGGAGGCCGAGAAGGCCUUCGACGAGUGGAACAAGGAGUACGAGCAGGCUGGGGCUGACGUCCAGGAGUCGCUGAGCGGCUGGGCCAAGCAGCAAGAGGCGGCGCUCGCCGAAGACCAGGACGAGGUGGACCGCCUGCGCAAGGCGCUCGAGGAGGCGCGCAUGACUCAGUCCCGGCUGUUGCCCACAGUGCUGCUGGCAGCCUCAUGCUGGCUCCUGAUCUCUCUCUUCGGUUCCCAGCAGACCUCCUUCCUGACUGGCACUUCUCCAGCGGCAUCCUCUCGUCAGAGCCGAACUGCCAUGCGAGGCUUCAAGGAUGACUUCUACGCAUGGAAGGAUUCCUUGAGCAAGGAUGAGCAGGCCCUGAUCCUGAAGCAGGCCCAGAACGAGUUCGACAAGAAGUUCCGCAAGAGCGACGAGUUCAGCCAGGACCUCCCUGAGGAGAAGAUCCAGUCCUUUGCCAAGGUCCUCAAGAAGUUCUUCGACAACGAGAAGGAUGACUACAAGAAGGACGCCGACCAGAGGACGCCCGACUACGAUGCACUGAAGAACAAGGCGGCGCUGGUCUCCUACGACUUCGGCCUGAAGCGACGCAUCGUGGAGAUCGAUCGUGACGCCGACCGCCGCUGGAUGUAUGCAUCUAUGACGGCUCGCGCAGAAGAGGCCGAGGGCAAGACCCCCUCGGACAGCGCCCCUUUCGAGGAUUUGUACAAGUUCUCCAAGGAGACCGCAGAGACCGUCCACAAGUUCCUCGCCGAGGCCAACAGCGCUUCCAGCGCUCCGGCCGGCCUGAAGAAAGAUAUCGAGAAGGUUCUUAAAGAGAACCCGCCCUCGGACGACUUCAAGGUGCGCUUCCCUCGCGUUCUGCACGAGCGCUUGGCCAAGAAGAUGGGCUCCUUGCAGAGGGAGAUCGAGGACUUCGCCGCGAACCACUCCGAGGCCGAGACCAAGGAGUUCAAGACCCGAACGGCGCCGGAGGAGCUCCUGAAGACCGCUGCCGAGGUCAUCAAGCCUUACUAUGAGGCCCGCGAGGCCAACGAGAAGAAGGUUCAGAACCUCAAGGCCUUCUUCCGCUCCCAGAAGGACGCGCCCGGCAAGACGAAGGCGGACAUCGUCAAGGAGAUCUUCAAGGUGAUGCCGAAGUUUUCGGACACUCCGCUGCCGCCUUUGGACGAGGAGAUGCUGGCCGACCUGGCCAAGAUCCCUGCCAAACUCGAUGGCGAGUUCAAGCACAGCUGGGGAACCGCGGAGAAGCUCUACAAGUCCGAGGCCAUCGACUCCUUCGGCAACAAGUACCUCCUUGGUGUCUACGAGACCGUGAAGGAGGCAGAGAAGGCCUUCGACGAGUGGAACAAGGAGUACGAGCAGGCUGGGGCUGACGUCCAGGAGUCGCUGAGCGGCUGGGCCAAGCAGCAAGAGGCGGCGCUCGCCGAAGACCAGGACGAGGUGGACCGCCUGCGCAAGGCGCUCGAGGAGGCGCGCAUGACUCAGUCCCGGCUGUUGCCCACAGUGCUGCUGGCCGCCUCAUCCUGGCUCCUGAUCUCGCUCUUCGGUUCCCAGCAGACCUCCUUCCUGACUGGCACUUCCCCGGCGGCAUCCUCUCGUCAGAGCCGAACUGCCAUGCGAGGCUUCAAGGAUGACUUCUACGCAUGGAAGGAUUCCUUGAGCAAGGAUGAGCAGGCCCUGAUCCUGAAGCAGGCCCAGAACGAGUUCGACAAGAAGUUCCGCAAGAGCGACGAGUUCAGCCAGGACCUCCCUGAGGAGAAGAUCCAGUCCUUUGCCAAGGUCCUCAAGAAGUUCUUCGACAACGAGAAGGAUGACUACAAGAAGGACGCCGACCAGAGGACGCCCGACUACGAUGCGCUGAAGAACAAAGCGGCGCUGGUUUCCUACGACUUCGGCCUGAAGCGACGCAUCGUGGAGAUCGAUCGUGACGCCGACCGCCGCUGGAUGUAUGCAUCGAUGACGGCUCGCGCAGAAGAGGCCGAGGGCAAGACCCCCUCGGACAGCGCCCCUUUCGAGGAUUUGUACAAGUUCUCCAAGGAGACCGCAGAGACUGUCCACAAGUUCCUCGCCGAGGCCAACAGCGCUUCCAGCGCCCCGGCCGGCCUGAAGAAAGAUAUCGAGAAGGUUCUUAAAGAGAACCCGCCCUCGGACGACUUCAAGGUGCGCUUCCCUCGCGUUCUGCACGAGCGCUUGGCCAAGAAGAUGGGCUCCUUGCAGAGGGAGAUCGAGGACUUCGCCGCGAACCACUCCGAGGCUGAGACCAAGGAGUUCAAGACCCGAACGGCGCCGGAGGAGCUCCUGAAGACCGCUGCCGAGGUCAUCAAGCCUUACUAUGAGGCCCGCGAGGCCAACGAGAAGAAGGUCCAGAAUCUCAAGGCCUUCUUCCGCUCCCAGAAGGACGCGGACAUCGUCAAGGAGAUCUUCAAGGUGAUGCCGAAGUUUUCGGACACUCCGCUGCCGCCUUUGGACGAGGAGAUGCUGGCCGACCUGGCCAAGAUCCCUGCCAAACUCGAUGGCGAGUUCAAGCACAGCUGGGGAACUGCAGAGAAGCUCUACAAGUCCGAGGCCAUCGACUCCUUCGGCAACAAGUACCUCCUUGGUGUCUAUGAGACUGUGAAGGAGGCCGAGAAGGCCUUCGACGAGUGGAACAAGGAGUACGAGCAGGCUGGGGCUGACGUCCAGGAGUCGCUGAGCGGCUGGGCCAAGCAGCAAGAGGCGGCGCUCGCCGAAGACCAGGACGAAGUGGACCGCCUGCGCAAGGCGCUCGAGGAGGCGCGCCGCUGA
Molecule: messenger RNA, 10536 nt
Organism: Symbiodinium sp. CCMP2592
Lineage: Eukaryota; Dinophyceae; Suessiales; Symbiodiniaceae
Source: the annotation of a GenBank genome assembly